Molecule: messenger RNA, 1872 nt
Organism: Hippopotamus amphibius kiboko
Lineage: Eukaryota; Metazoa; Chordata; Mammalia; Artiodactyla; Hippopotamidae
Gene: KLHL35
Product: kelch like family member 35
Exons: 6
Coding region: 16-1758 (580 amino acids)
Molecular function (GO): protein binding
Source: RefSeq, a predicted model, not a curated record
UCUCUGUCCGGCAGGAUGCUGGAGGGCCCGAUGCCGGAGGAGUCGGAGCGGGGCUCUGAGGCGCCGUGCGCGGGGUCCUGCCACGCGCAGCGCGUCCUGCAGACCCUGAACGCGUACAGGCGGAGCGGAACCCUCACCGACGUGGUGCUGCGUGCCGGUGGCCGCGACUUCCCGUGCCACCGCGCUGCGCUUAGCGCGGGCAGCGCCUACUUUCGCAGCCUGUUCGCGGCCGGGCGGCCAGAGCGUGGACUAGCCGUGGUGCCGGUGAUACCCGAGGCGCCGGGCCCAGCCGGAACAGCGGUGGCGACGGCGCUGGCCGUGGUGCUCGACUACGUGUAUGGCGCGGGGGUGCGGCUGCGCGCCGAGGACGAGGCGGCCGCGGUGCUGGCGCUGGCCGAGCGGCUGGGCGUGGCGGGCCUGCGCGAGGCCUGCGCGCGCUUCCUCCAGGGUCGCCUGCGCGCCGCGAACAGCCUGGCGCUGCGCCGCGUGGCCGCCGCCUUCUCCCUCGCCUCUCUGGCCGAGAGUUGCGGCCGCGUGCUGCGCCAGGCCUUCACCGAGGUGGCGCGCCAAGCCGACUUCUUGGAGCUGACGUCCGACGAGGUGGCAGCGCUGCUGGCCGACCCGGCGCUAGGCGUGGCGCACGAGGAGGCCGUGUUCGAGGCAGCCAUGCGCUGGGUGCGCCACGACCCGCCGGCCCGCCGCGGACAGCUGCGACGCUUGCUGGAGCACGUGCGCCUGCCCCUGCUAGCGCCCGCCUACUUCCUGGAGAAGGUGGAGGCUGAUGAGUUGUUGCAGGCCUGCGGCGAGUGCCGCCCACUGCUGCUAGAGGCCCGUGCUUGCUUCAUCCUGGGCUGCGAGGCCGGCACACCGCGGGCCCGGCCUCGGAGAUACAUGGACCUAGCUGAAGUGAUCGUGGUCAUCGGCGGCUGUGACCGCAAGGGGCUCCUGAAGCUGCCCUUCGCCGACGCCUACCAUCCAGACAGCCGGCGCUGGACCCCACUGCCCAGCUUGCCUGGCUACGCGCGCUCAGAGUUCGCGACCUGUACUCUCCGCAACGACAUCUACGUCUCUGGAGGCCACAUCAACAGUCGUGAUGUGUGGAUGUUUAGCUCCCAUCUGCACACUUGGAUCAAGGUGGCCUUGCUGCACAAGGGCAGGUGGAGGCACAAGAUGGCGGUCAUGCAGGGGCAGCUGUUCGCGGUGGGCGGCUACGAUGGCCUGCGGCGCCUGCGCAGCAUGGAGCGCUACGACCCCUUCUCCAACACCUGGGCGGCCGCGGCCCCGCUCCCCGAGGCGGUGAGCUCAGCCGCUGUCGCACCUUGCGCGGGCCGGCUCUACGUGAUCGGGGGCGCCGGGCAGGACGGCAUCAGCACCAACAAGGUGCAGUGCUUUGACCCCAAGGAGGACCAGUGGAGCCUGCGGUCACCAGCACCCUUUUCACAGAGGUGUCUCGAGGCUGUCUCCCUGGAGGACACAAUCUAUGUGGUUGGGGGCCUCAUGAGCAAAAUCUUCACCUACAACCCUGGCAUGGAUGUCUGGGGGGAGGCAGCUGUCCUCCCCAGCCCGGUGGAAAGCUGUGGCCUGACUGUGUGUGAUGGGAAAGUCCACAUCCUUGGCGGGCGGGAUAAUCAUGGGGAAAGCACCGACAGGGUCUUCACCUUUGACCCCAGCAGUGGGCAGGUGGAGGCCCAGCCAUCCCUGCAGCGCUGCACCAGCUCCCAUGGCUGCGUCACCAUCGUCCAGAGCCUGGGCAGGUGAUUCAUACUUGAACCAGGAGGUGGGGAGGGGAGGGAGAACUCAGGCUCACCACUGCUCCCCUCAUGGCACUUCCAUGUAAACAGCCUCUUAACUUACUGCCCUUUUUCUUGUAGA